CCCCUUGAAACCUGCUUACUUCAACACAACUUAAUUAAAUUAUAACUUAAAUUCUUUCCAAAUUCUGGCCAUAUUCCGUAAUACAAUGGGGCUGUGGAAGUUUAAGUUAUGAGUUGUGAGGCAGGUUAUGUCAAGGAAGGUACUGUAUACCUUCAUUGACUUUGAUAUUACUUCCUAGAUGGCGGUAGUGACCAGCGCCCCAUAGUAGAGUCGCUUACAAAUAUUUACUUUCAUUACAACAGCUGUCUCGUCGUCGACCUUGGGAGUUAUUAGGGAGUGGAAUAGUGAAAGUGAAGCUCUUGUGUGUAUAUAUAUAUAUAUUACUGCUGAAGUAAGACAGGGAGCAACAUCAUGGCAGCCAUCUACAGAGCAAUUAUUCGUCGGGCAGAUAAAUUUGUUCCUCCCAAAAUGCAACCAUUCUGGAACCACCCGGCAGGUCCCAAAACAGUAUUCUUCUGGGCACCUUGCUUCAAAUGGGGUUUGGUGAUUGCUGGUCUGGGAGACUUGGCUCGACCAGCAGAGAAGUUAUCAGCUUCACAGUCAUCAGCUCUGGCUGCCACUGGUCUCAUCUGGUCUAGGUACUCCCUGGUUAUAAUUCCCAAGAACUGGAACCUGUUUGGCGUGAAUGUGUUCGUAGCAACGACGGGGCUUUACCAACUUUCUCGCAUCUACAAACAUGAAAAACAAAAGUCCAAGGCACUGAAGGAAACCUAAACUUAGUUUAGUUGGUAGUAAUGGUUGAUUCUCCUAAAAUCAACAUUAAUAGAUUUUGUCCACUAAUUUGAGCAGAUUUAUAGUACUAAUAAUGGGUUAUAGGAUAUUGUUUUGUCAGUGUAUUAUUGUAUUAUGACUUCAUCAGCAUUAUGGGGAAACUAAUGACAACACAUAGUGAUAUAUACAUAGAAUAUAUAUUGUUUUAUAUAUGUCUGUAAAAUAUUUGAAUAAACCUCAAGCAUUUGG
Molecule: messenger RNA, 960 nt
Organism: Homarus americanus (American lobster)
Lineage: Eukaryota; Metazoa; Arthropoda; Malacostraca; Decapoda; Nephropidae
Product: mitochondrial pyruvate carrier 2-like
Exons: 5
Coding region: 352-714 (120 amino acids)
Biological process (GO): pyruvate import into mitochondria
Cellular component (GO): mitochondrial inner membrane
Molecular function (GO): pyruvate transmembrane transporter activity
Source: RefSeq, a predicted model, not a curated record